Molecule: messenger RNA, 432 nt
Organism: Nipponia nippon (crested ibis)
Lineage: Eukaryota; Metazoa; Chordata; Aves; Pelecaniformes; Threskiornithidae
Product: ribonuclease CL2
Biological process (GO): defense response to Gram-positive bacterium
Molecular function (GO): nucleic acid binding; RNA nuclease activity
Source: RefSeq, a predicted model, not a curated record
AUGGCAGGCUGGGUCCUGUGCAUGGCCCUGGUGCUGGCAGCACUGUCGGAGGCAGUGGGCGAGAGCCGCUAUGAGAAGUUCCUGCGGCAGCAUGUGGACCACCCCCGGACGUCCGCACUCGCCGCGCACCGCUACUGCGAGACCAUGCUGGCGCGCCGGCGGGUGACGGCCCCAGGGCGGCCCUGCAAGCCCUCCAACACCUUUGUGCACGCACCGGCCGAGGAGCUGGUGGCUGCCUGCACCCAGACGCCCGAUGCAGCGGGGUUCCACAGCACCCCGACCUCCAUGAGCCUCACAGCCUGCCGCCUGCGGGGGGGGGACACCCGGCCCCCUUGUGCCUACCGGGCCCGGCAGCUCCAGCACCAUGUGCGUGUCUCCUGCCUUGGCGGGCUGCCCGUGCACCUCGCUGGCACCCACGCCCCCCCCCAGUGA